CGCACCUCUGUUGUGAGAGGACGGAACCGGAGGGAAAAAUUAUCCACGUCUAUCGAACGCUUCCAGUGAGGGACAAUUACACGGAUAUUGCCAUUUCAAUUGAAGCUUUUAAAGGGAAUACACAUUCGAUUUUCUUAAAGAAAAUAACGGAAUUCAUAGUGGCGGGGUAAGUGUAAAUCCUAUUUACAGGACCUAUUUGUUCAAGCAAGGGAAGAAAAUGGAGUUGGAGGACGGAGUAGUGUACCAGGACGACCCGGGGACAUCGGCUAUGAUGUCGGAGCGGGUAUCGGGCCUGGCCAACUCCAUCUACCGCGAGUUCGAGAAACUGAUAGGAAAAUACGACGAAGAUGUGGUGAAAGAACUGAUGCCGCUCGUCGUGGCUGUGCUGGAGAACCUGGAUUCGGUGUUCGCGGAAAACCAGGAGCAUGAAGUGGAGCUAGAACUGUUAAAGGAGGACAACGAACAGCUCAUCACGCAGUAUGAACGGGAGAAAGCGCUGAGGAAACACGCAGAGGAGAAGUUCAUGGAGUUUGAGGACAGUCAGGAGCAGGAGAAGAAGGACCUUCAGAACCAUGUGGGCAGAAUGGAGUCCCACUCCCGCCAGCUUGAGCUCAAGAUCAAGAACUAUGCAGACCAAAUCGGCAGGAUGGAAGAGCGAGAGUCUGAGCUGAAGAAGGAGUUCAACUCACUCCAUCAAAGACACACAGAGAUGAUACAUAACUACAUGGAGCAUGUAGAGAGGAUCAAGCUCCACCAUAUGAGUGUAGUAGAGACUUCAGACUCUGGAACUGUGGGCAGAGUCAGGAAAGAGCGUCCCAUGUCUCUGGGUGUCUUCCCCAUGUCAGGAGGGGGGGCAGUUCUGAACCCUGACCUCCAGGCCAGGUCUGAGACGCCGGGCGCAGAGGCCUGGAGGUUCAACGACCUGGAACAUCCGCGCUCCAAUGCCAGCCUCAAGUUGGAUGCAGACGACCCCCCAGAGAAAAGGGAUGGUUACAGUACGCUGCAGAUCUCUUGGGGGAAUUCUCUCCCAGACGACUGCAAGGACGAGCUGUCGGACCUUGGCCCAAAGUCGGUCACUCCCAUGUCCACCACAGCCUCGGACGUCGCCAUGGAGGGGGAGGGGCCAAACAGUAAGAGCAUGGAGUUGCUGGCGGCACUGGGGAACAGGUCAAUAUCAGUGGGUUUGCCAGAGAACGAGGAUAGCUCAGAGGUGCAUGACAUCAUUGAGUCCACCCCUGAACUGGACAUGGACCUCAGUGGAUACAAAGCAUCCAGCACCCCGACCAAAGGAGGCAUUGGCAUUGAGAACAUGGCGUUUGACCGCAACACAGACUCUCUGUUUGCGGAGCUGUCGUCUGCAGGCAUAGGGGACGUCAUCGGAGACGUGGACGAGGGGGCCGACCUGCUGGGUAUGGGUCGUGAGGUUGAGAACCUGAUCACGGAGAACACACAACUAAUGGAGACAAAGAACGCUCUGAAUGUGGUGAAGAAUGACCUAAUAGCGCGGGUGGAUGAGCUGUCGUGUGAGAAGGAAGUGUUGCAGGGGGAACUAGACGCUGUGACACAGACCAGGAAAAACCUGGAGGAGAAGAACAGAGAGCUGGAGGAGGAGCUCAAGAAAGUGCGUGUGGAGAUGGAGGAGGUGAAAGGGAAGCCAAACGAGGAAGAGGAUAGUGACGUUCCUACAGCCCAGAGGAAGAGGUUCACCAGGGUAGAGAUGGCUAGAGUCCUCAUGGAGAGGAACCAGUACAAGGAGAGACUGAUGGAAUUACAGGAGGCUGUUAGGUGGACAGAGAUGAUCAGAGCCUCCAGAGAAAACCCUUCCCUUACUGAGAAGAAGAAAUCCAGCAUCUGGCAAUUUUUCAGCCGCCUCUUUAGCCCCUCCUCCUCCAGCACGGCAGUGAUGAAGAAGGCGGAGUCCCAGGGGAGGGAGGUGAAGUACAUGCCCCCUGCAGGAGGGGGAAUGAAGAAGAGGAGCAGCACCUUCUCCCAGUUUCCCACCGAGAAGUCCAAGGCCUUCGACUUCCUCAACGAGGAAAUGGACCCGUGCGCCUCUCCGUCCCGUAGGGAGCAAAAGAGGGCCCAGUACAGACAGGUCAAAGCCCACAUGCAGAAGGAGGAUGGACAGGUACAGGCCCACGGAUGGAGUCUACCCAGCAAAUCUAAGGUAGUGAACGGGGGCCCAACAGAGAACAAAGAGAAGAAUCUACCUGUGCCAGUCUACCUGAGGCCCCUGGACCAGAAAGAUGCUUCUAUGAAGCUGUGGUGUGCUGCGGGUGUGAACAUGUCAGGAGGGAAGAUCAGAGAGGGAGAGUCCAUGUUGGAAGGACAGAGCAGGAAGGGCUCUGUGAGCAGCCUGGACCAUUUAGAGACAGAGAACAAGGAGCAGGAGAAAGGUGACCAGGAGAAGGAGAAGGAGUUGCGCCUGCAGGAUGAGAUGUCCUGCAGGGUGUGGAUCUGUACCAGUACCCACUCCUCUACUAAAGUCAUGGUGCUAGAGGCCAACCAGCCCUCUGACCUGCUGGACAGCUUCUACGCCUGCAACUCACACGUCCUCUGCAUCGCCAGCAUACCAGGUGUGUUGGAGACAGACUACCCUGCAGGGGAGGAGCUACCUGUACCCCAGGACCUGGAGUCCGGGCCAGUUGAUGGCGUGUCAUUGACAGGCAGCGUGGCCAGUCUGGGCUCCGCGGGCAGCGACGGCGCCUUGGCAACGGGGACCACCGCCGUCCUCCAGAUGGCCGGGGCAGGGCUCAAUGACCUCCCGGCCCAGCACAGCUCAGUGGAUCUGUCCAGAGAGCCCAGUCCUGCAGAGGAUGGGGUCCCCACGGCGGAAGAGGCCACAGAGGCUACAGAGGAGGGGGAGGAGAGCCAGGGGCUGGUCGUCAGUCAGCCAGGCAUCUACACAGAACAUGUGUUCACAGACCCUCUGGGAGCCGGUCACCAUGAGUCCUCCACUGCAGACACACAGAGGGACCAGGAGGGGGUGGGUGAGGCGUCUCUUCCCGACGACAUGCUCCCUGCUGGGGAGGACGUCCAGAGGAUGAGCAGCGCCCUGCCCACCAUGUGGCUGGGGGCCCAGAACGGAUGUUUGUAUGUGCACUCAUCUGUGGCUCGGUGGAGGAAGUGUCUCCACGCCAUCAAGCUAAAGGACUCCAUCCUCAACAUAGUGCAUGUGAGAGGAAGAGUCCUGGUUGCCUUGGCUGAUGGCACGUUGGCUAUAUUCCACAGAGGCCUGGAGGGACAGUGGGAUCUGACCAACUACCACCUACUAGACCUGGGCCGGCCGCACCACUCCAUCCGCUGUAUGACAGUGGUGCAUGACAAGGUGUGGUGUGGCUACAGGAACAAGAUCUACGUCAUCCAACCCAAGGCCAUGAGGAUAGAGAAGUUGUUUGACGCCCACCCCCGGAAGGAGAGUCAGGUGCGUCAGCUGGCCUGGGUGGGAGAUGGGAUCUGGGUAUCCAUCCGCCUGGACUCCACCCUCAGACUGUUCCACGCCCACACCUACCAGCACCUCCAGGACGUCGACAUAGAGCCCUACGUCUCCAAGAUGCUGGGUACGGGUAAACUGGGCUUCUCCUUCGUCAGGAUCACAGCCCUCAUGAUAUCCUGUAGCCGUCUGUGGGUCGGAACAGGAAAUGGUGUCAUCAUCUCCAUCCCGCUGUCAGAAGCUAUAGGUCCUCCUCAGCAUGGAGUCUUACUGAGGGGCCUCAGGGCCAACAAGACAGCGGGGGCAGUGCCAAAUCGCCCUGGCGGUGCCGUGCGGGUGUUCAGUGAGGAGGGCACAGAGAGCACUUUGCCAGGCAGCUACGUGCCCUACUGUUCCAUGGCACAGGCACAGCUGUGUUUCCACGGACACAGAGAUGCAGUCAAGUUCUUUGCAGCCGUCCCAGGUCAGGUGAUCCCGUCCCCCGGACCCGGAGGGGAUUCUGGGUCGGAUGACCCCGCCUCUGAGUCGUCUGACAUGGCGACCUCUGAACCUGCCAAAACCUUCCUGGUCAUGAGUGGAGGAGAAGGCUACAUCGACUUCAGAAUGGGUGAUGAUGUAGGAGAGGUGGAUGGCAGCCUAUCGGAACCCACCAUGAAGCAGGCCACCCCCGCCAAACCAGAACGCAGCCACAUCAUCGUCUGGCAAGUCACUUCCUGCCAGGAGUGAGCCAAUCACAGACUGCCACAUCACUACUUGGUCGCACAACCACCCCGCAUGCCCCUCCCUUAGGUUUUAAGUUGUUAUUAUUGAUAUUAUUAUUACUUCUGUGGAUGACUACAUUGUUGCUAAGGAUUCUUUUUAGUGUCUGUUUUAAAUGUAUCCAUGAAUUUGGGGCCUAAUGUUUGCCAGGCAAGGUUAAAGUGAAGCAGUGAAGUCAACUCCUGAUAAGUGCACAUGGGAUAGAUAAGUGCACUCAUUUUAAGUGCAGUGCACUUCACCGGGCCCUUUUCAAACCGUUGUUUUCACUUGCUCCAGAUAUCUGCAGCACAUUCUAGAAGUCGACUGCGGUAUAAAGGCAGCUCCGUGUUUUAAAGUAACUGUCCAGUGAAAAUCUCACUGUUAGAAGUUUGUAUUCUGUUAACUAACUCAUACUCAAAUAAUAUUGUUGACACGUUAAAUCCCCUCCUCAAACUUGUAUCUCAAACGGACCGUUUCAAAAAUGCUUGCUAUUUCAUUGAGGAUGAUGUCAUCCUCCUGAGGAUGAUGUUGCUGGCCAAUCAGCGGUCUAUUCACAUAAAUAUUUUUUAUGACCGGUAUAUGCCCACACCAUUCUGUUGUUGGGGUAAGACCACACCAUUCUGUUGUUGGGGUAAGUCCACACCAUUCUGUUGUUGGGGUAAGUCCACACCAUUCUGUUGUUGGGGUAAGUCCACACCAUUCUGUUGUUGGGGUAAGUCCACACCAUUCUGUUGUUGGGGUAAGUCCACACCAUUCUGUUGUUGGGGUAAGUCCACACCAUUCUGUUGUUGGGGUAAGUCCACACCAUUCUGUUGUUGGGGUAAGUCCACACCAUUCCAUAGAAAAGCAGCUUUUAUUUAUUUUUUACAUACUUAAAUUUUUAAAACUAGGAAAACUAUUUCACUCAUAUUGUCAUUAAUUAUAGGUCAUAUUUCAUUGAAAUGUGGAAACACUGGACAGUUACUCUAAAGGGACAGACUUAUUAUGCCAGGUUAUUACAUAUGUACUGUACCAUCAUGUGUCGGUGCUACGUACUUCCUAUAGUUCAAUAAGAAUCAAAUAACGUCAUUUUCCUGUGAGGCAAACAUCUUAUAUGAUAUUUACUGCACAUACAACAAUGGCACAGGAUGAACAAAUCAUUAAAAUAACAGUACAGUCAACAAAGAUGAGGAACUGCAUUAUAUUGAUUUAAGAUGACAUUGAAUAAGGGAACAUCAGUAUUGUAUGUUUAGAAACAGAAGACAAAAGGGAAUGGUUAAGGGGUUUUGCACUGAAUUGAUAUCUGAUGUUGUAAAGUUAUGAUAUGGGACUGUAUGUGUGUGGGUUCACUGUCGCCUUUACCGUGCCGAGCAUUUUAGAUCGUAACCUUUGAACAAAACAGAUUUAUUUUUGCUACCUUUGUGGUGUUGGUAAUGUGAGCAAUGUUUGGGCACCUCUGUGUGUAGAACGGACUGUGAGAUGUAAUGUAGGGCCCUGUUCCAAUACUUUAAAAAGCCUUUCUUAUUUCCUCACUUUCUUGAAGUAAUCGGGGAGAAAAGAUCUAUUUUGAAGUAUUGUAACGGUGUCGAAGUUAGUAUCAGCCUGCAUGGGGAAGUCUUGUACUGUAUCUCCGUCCAAAGGUCUGCUUGCUCUGCCAUUUUGGGCCAAACUCUCUGUUCUGCCAUUUUGGGGAAAUGUGCUCCUGCUGCAAUUUAGGGUCUUCCCUCAUGCUAAAUCUCCCUGGCACUUUUAAACAUAAUGUAGGCCGCUUGAAGUAGAACACCCGUCCGUGGUAAUGUUCACUUAUACUAAAAAUGUGCUAACUAUUUUAGGGGAAAAGGGUGUGACAGACUAUUUAUUUCUGUCAAGGUGUAACCAGUUACCAAAGGGAAAAAAAUGAAGUAUGAAAAGAAUAUUAAAUGUCAUUCGUAUCUAACAUUAUCCAUUUGCAUCUUCUCUGGGGGUUUUAAGUAAAGUCAUAAUAGCAAUGAUUUGAUGAUGAAUAUAUAUUUUUGAAGGUUUCAUCUCUGAAAAAUGGUAUAUUUCACAGGGAAUUGAUUAAUGAACGUAAGUGUUGACGUUGCACCUUAAAAAGCAUUGUCCACACAGAACUAAGUUUGCUUUGUGUUUCAUUUGUUUUUGUGUUUUUACAAAUGCAUUCAAAUAACUUUUUUUACUUUUGAUUUUGUGCUCUUUGUACUUGUUGUCUGUGAGACACUUCUAUAAAUGAAUCUGUAUUUUGAUGGUGUCUGUUACCCGAAAGCAGAAAAACCAAUAGACAAGUGUUUCAUUUUUAUAUAUUUGAAGGAAAAAAAACUGGGUUGGGAUUGGUUAGGCCUCGGCCUAUUUAUUUUCCAAUUCAGAAGAAAUAACGUUCACAUCGUGUUGUAGCCAUUCCAGUAUUUAUUUUUCUUAUUGAGCAUCGGUGGUUCAGAAUGUAACUUUCUACAUGAAUAAACAUAAUAGGAGAAUAUUCAAAGUGAUCAGUAAUAAUGGUGCCAUAAAAUGAAACCAUGGUCAAUAGAAAAUGGAAAAUACACAAUGAUCAACGCUAAACAGUCCUGUAACGUCUGUGGACUGAUCAGGACAACUACACAUUCAUGGUACCAAGCUAUGCAUGUUUUUUUUAAAGAACACUGCUAAGUAUUGUUUGGUUCAAAUCCCUGUUAACUGCCACCGUUUUGGGUGGGUAGAUGUCUCCAUGUGUGUGUGGCUUGCAUUUGAGUGUGUGGGUGUGUGUGUGUGUGCGUGCGUGCCUGUGUGUGUGCAUACGUGUAUCUCCAGAGGAUGGUCUGUAGUAUGUACCAGGCCUUUCUCUGGGCCCCUAAAGCCGUAUGGCCAUAACUGUGGUUUCUCCUGGUAAAUGUUUGCUAAAACAGCAUCAUAGCCUUAUUUUUAACAAUCUAUUAAACUCAAUUUCAUGGGGAAUUCA
Molecule: messenger RNA, 7082 nt
Organism: Oncorhynchus nerka (sockeye salmon)
Lineage: Eukaryota; Metazoa; Chordata; Actinopteri; Salmoniformes; Salmonidae
Gene: spag9a
Product: sperm associated antigen 9a
Biological process (GO): vesicle-mediated transport
Cellular component (GO): cytoplasm
Molecular function (GO): signaling receptor complex adaptor activity; kinesin binding; JUN kinase binding
Source: RefSeq, a predicted model, not a curated record